This is a messenger RNA of Colletotrichum chrysophilum, 825 nucleotides long. RefSeq lists its product as uncharacterized. NCBI's taxonomy places the organism in Eukaryota, Fungi, Ascomycota, Sordariomycetes, Glomerellales, Glomerellaceae. The transcript is spliced from 2 exons. The record is from RefSeq and is a predicted model, not a curated record. The coding region runs from base 1 to 825 and encodes 274 amino acids. Gene Ontology annotation, cellular component: cytosol; nucleus.
AUGACGGUAGUAACCCCACGCCGCAAACUCCGGAUUGCGGUUCUCUGCUGCUUUCCUAUUCCCGAGAACAUUGCGAAAGAUAGGGGCCAAUUUGACGACAUUUUCGCCAGCUGGAUUCUAGCAUCUGUCAAUGCGUACAACGCCAAAAGGCCGAACGGCCAAAUUAUUGCCGAGGUUACUGGCUUCGAUGUGAUUCUCAAAGACGAGUAUCCCUUGCCAGUGGAAGAUUUCGAUGCCCUCGUCGUCACUGGUUCCGUGGCUUCAGCAUAUGAUGAUGAGCCGUGGAUUCACAAGCUAGCUGCCUUCCUCCGAGAUGUCUAUGAGAACUCUCCAAAUGUGAAAAUAUUCGGGGGAUGUUUUGGCCACCAACUCAUUGGCCAGGCCUUUCUAUCCAAACAUGGCGCUCGGGUAGUGAAGAACCCCAAGGGUUGGGAGAUUGGGGUUCAUCAAGUGUCGCUUUCAGAGGACUUCGCAUCCCAUUUCCCUUGUCUGAAGGGCGACACCGUCUCGUACCAGUUUCUUCACCAAGAUGUGGUACAACUGGACGUACCACUGCCUCCGAACUGGGUGCAGAUGGGCACAUCUCCCUUGUGCGAAGUUCAGGGAUUCUUAGUGCCGGGCCGGGUGUUGACCUACCAGGGGCACCCGGAAUUUGACACUUUCAUCAACAAAUGGAGCACAUUAGCCGUGCAGCAAUCUGGGAUGAUACCCGAUGAUGAGAAGAUGAAGGAGUAUUUGAGACUUGUAGAUCAGGAAGAUACAAGGUUGCUGGCUGGCGAGAUGGCCAUCCAGUUUUUCUUGUCGCAGCCGACACUUGUAGAGUAG